Messenger RNA from Strongyloides ratti, 2067 nucleotides. RefSeq names its product Sulfotransferase family and Domain of unknown function DUF23 domain-containing protein. The transcript is spliced from 4 exons. The record is from RefSeq and is a predicted model, not a curated record. Gene Ontology annotation, biological process: positive regulation of response to oxidative stress. Gene Ontology annotation, molecular function: chondroitin 4-sulfotransferase activity. Bases 1 to 2067 code for a protein of 688 amino acids. Gene Ontology annotation, cellular component: membrane. Lineage: Eukaryota; Metazoa; Nematoda; Chromadorea; Rhabditida; Strongyloididae.
AUGAAGAAUGUUAUUAAUACUAAAAGUUACAAUAAAACAAUUAAAGAAAAUAUAACUCUAGUUAAUAUAUCAAAUAAUGAAGAAUCAUAUAUUAGAAUGCCAUUAAAAACUAAUAGAGGAGAAUAUGUAGUUGCAAAUAAUUAUAAAAUUAAUACUUGUAUAAUAGGUAAAACAUUCAGUUCUAUGCAACUUGGUGUUUUUUGUUAUCUUUAUGAUAAAAAAAAUUUUUUGAAAAAAUUUAAAUAUAGAAAAAACAAAGCUGCUGAUAGAAAUAUGUGUAAAAGAUAUAAUAGAUAUUAUAAAAUGGAUAAAGUUAUUAAAACAUUUAUGAAUGGAAAUAAUACAAAAUUUUUUAAGGAAUGGAAAAAUUUACUUGUUGUUCGAGAACCAAUUAGUAGAUUUAUAAGUGGUUUUGUUCAACUUUGUGUUCUUAAAAUUGGAUUAUCUAAUGAUCAUCCAUACUGUUAUAAAUGUGAAAAAAAUAUGUAUUGUUUUUUGAAACGUUUAUAUUAUGAUCUUAUUAAUGUAGAAAAAGGUAAAAAAAAGCCUAUGUCUUUUAUAAAAUACCAUUUUUAUCCUCAAACAUGGCAAUGUGAAUAUAGUUCAUAUAAAAAUAACUAUUCAAUUAUUCAUUAUGAUUCUUAUGAUAAAGAUAAAUUUUAUAAAAAAUAUUUAAAAGAACUUGAAAGUUCUGAUAAUGAAGAGACAAUGGAUGAUUAUAUUGAACUUAUUAAAAUUGAUGAAAAAUAUAACUAUUUUAAGUAUUCAACAAAUGUUACAAACCAAUCUUUAAUAUUAAUAAAUCUUCAUUUAGUAGAAAAAGAAUUACAACCAAAUAUAUAUUCACAUUUUAUUUAUGCUUUUGGUUUUGCUCAAUGUAUACCUCAAUAUACUAAUAAAAGUUCUACUACAUUGAUAUUAUAUGAUAAAACAAAUAAUUUUUUUGCUAAAGCAGUUACUUCAACUGUAGGUACUAAUUGUCCAUGGAAUUGGGCAGUCAAAUGUAAAUGGCAUUCAUUUAAAGUUGUUUUUUCAAUUCCCAAAAAUGUUGCUAGAAAUCUAAGUAAUGUUACAAUAUUUAACUUACAUACAAAAAUAAAAGUUAAUGUUAAAGUAAGAAGAAAUUUAAACGUUAAUAUUAAAAAAAAUAAUAUGACAAUUUGUGUUCCACCAUUAUAUUGGUAUAAUAAUUUUCUUCAAAUAUUUAUAUUUACUGAGGUCUGGAAAUUCUUGGGUGCAUCAAAUUUUAUUUAUUACUACUAUACAGUUUCUGAAGAUGUUAUGAAUCUUCUUAAAUAUUAUGAAUCUACUGGUAUAGUAACAUUAAUUCCAUAUAAAACUUUACCAUCUUCUAAAUUGGUUGAUCCAAAUAAAAGUAUAUAUCGUUAUGGUCAUAUAGCAGCUAUUAAUGAUUGUAUAUUAAGAGGAAAAUCAAAAUAUCUAUCAAUUGUUGAUGUUGAUGAAUUUUUACAUUUAAAUGAUAGUUAUUUUCCUAGUGAAAAAAAUUUAUACGAACAUAUAGAUAAAAUUUUUGAAGAAAAAAUUUUUACUGUUGGUUUUAUGUUUUAUCAUCGUGGUAUGGAAAUAUAUUCACAAGACAUAAAAGAUGACUUUAAAUUUUUAAAAGAUAUAUAUUUAAACUCCUUUAAAGGACCACCAAAAUAUAUAAUUCGUCCAGAAAGAGUUGAAACUGUUGAUUCUCAUUAUCCAUUUAAUCAUAUGCAUUAUGCUUUAGGAGAUAUGAAUAUUCGCCAAGGUUAUCUUUUACAUUCACGUUCCAGUUGGACAAACUAUACCAAUAGUAUAAUAGCUAAAGUUUCUUUUAUUUCAUCUAAUCAAAGAAAAGAAUUACAAAAAAAAUAUUUAUUAGUUAAAGAAAAAUUAAAUAUUCAAAGUAAAUUUAUGCUACAAAAUAAUAUUUUAGAUAUAAUGAGCAAAUGUCUUAAAAAUUGGAAAAUACAUGGUUGCAAAGUACCUAAUGAUAUGUGCAAAAAAAAAAUUUUGCAUAUUGAAAAAUGGGUAAAAAGUGAUGAUAAUUUGUCAUCUGAAAAUUAUACUAUUUUGUAA